Prorocentrum cordatum is the source of this 408-nucleotide messenger RNA. NCBI's taxonomy places the organism in Eukaryota, Dinophyceae, Prorocentrales, Prorocentraceae. The record is from the annotation of a GenBank genome assembly.
AUGUGGGCGUGCAUGGGCUACAUCACCCCUGAGUACUUCAAGUGGCCUGGCUUUUGCUCGCCGUCCAAGGGCGUCGCGUUCACGGACAUCCCCAAUGGCCUUGCAGCGCUCUCCAAGGUUCCAGGCGCGGGAUGGGUCCAGAUCUUCCUGUUCUGCGGCGUGCUCGAGAAGGGCUUGUUCGUGUACGACCCGUCGAGGGCCCCAGGCGACUACGAGAACGGUGGCGUGCUGGGCGUGCCCAACGGCAGUACUUUGCCUGCUGGGGAGCUCAAAUCCCGCAAGCUGAAUUCCGAGAUCGCUAACGGAAGGCUGGCGAUGAUGGCGAUCAUAGGCAUGUUCUAUCAGGAUGGUUUGACUGGGUCAGCAUGGGGUGACUGGGAGUUGUACACAGACUCGCCGCUUCGAUGA